UUUCGAGUAGUCCGAUCCUCAAGUACUUCUAAGCAUCAAGCCUGAUCAUGACUACGUUGAGGGUUACAGCAGUGUUCUACAUUUUCAUCCUUCUUUCUUUGCUGGCUUUGCCUCCAAUUUAUGCUUGUGGUUAUUGCAACCCUCCUUACCAAGCACGUCCAACUCCACCAAUAUCCACUCACCCACCCGGCAGAGGUGGCAACCCACCUAGAUUCUCUCCACCUUCCACUAAUCCACCAGUUUUUGGGCGCCCACCAACCGUGAGGAAUCCUCCGGUGACACUCCCACCACCUGCUUCUACAUAUCCUCCAUACGGCGGGGGAAGUCCACCUUCAGGUGGUGGCGGCGGAAUGCUACCUCCCAUCGGUGGUGGUGGUGGACUUCUACCUCCUAUUGGAGGCGGUGGUGGGCUUUUACCUCCUAUCGGAGUCGGUGGUGGACUUCUACCUCCUAUUGGAGGAGGUGGUGGACUUCCAGGAACUUCCCCGAGUUGCCCGAUUAAUGCUUUGAAGUUAGGGCUAUGUGUGGAUGUACUUGGUGGGUUGGUACAUGUUGGGUUGGGAGACCCGGUUGAAAAUGCUUGCUGUCCAGUAAUUGCAGGAUUACUAGAGCUCGAAGCCGCUGUUUGUCUGUGCACUAGUAUAAGACUUAAGCUUCUUAAUCUUAAUAUCUUCAUUCCUCUAGCACUUCAAGUUCUCAUCACUUGUGGAAAGAACCCUCCACCUGGUUUCGUUUGUCCUCCUCUUUAAAGAUGAGUCAUGCUGGUGCACGAUGAGUGUCGUCUAGAUCGAUGUUCAAUAUUGGGAGUACUGAGUCGUAAGUGUCAGAGUUUGGUUGCUUAUUUUGAGGUGUUUAUUUGAAUAUGCAUUGCCGUAAUAUGUUAUUGAGGUUGAUGUGUGUGUGUUAUUUUUAUUUUUGCUAAUGUUUGUUGUGCACUCUGAUGCAAUUAGUGAUGAUCUAUAAAAACUUUCAU
This is a messenger RNA of Papaver somniferum (opium poppy), 973 nucleotides long. Its product is annotated as 36.4 kDa proline-rich protein-like. Lineage: Eukaryota; Viridiplantae; Streptophyta; Magnoliopsida; Ranunculales; Papaveraceae. The transcript has a single exon. Bases 48 to 749 code for a protein of 233 amino acids. The record is from RefSeq and is a predicted model, not a curated record.